AUGUCUCUAUCGAUCAAUGCCAAACAAUGGGUGCUGAAAACACGCACCGAGCCAGGCCAUCCUUUCAAUAUGGAUUCUUCAAGCCCUGAAGCUUCUUUCGAGCUUAAAGAGCUAACAUUGAAAGAAAAUUCCCUUCAGGAUGGUGACAUCCUAAUUGAGACUAUUUACCUGUCUAACGAUCCAGCUCAGAAAUUCUGGAUCAUUUCGGCUGAUAAAAAUUAUGCUGCUGGUGUCGCUCCAGGUGAGCCAAUCCCAGCUAGAGGACUAGGAAAAGUGCUUGCUUCCAAUAAUGACAAGUUUCCAGUAGGUGCCCUAAUAUCUGCUCAAACGAACUGGUCUACACAUACUAUUAUUCGUAAAGAACAGUUAGGUGUUGCUCGUGUUCUACCCAUGGAAGGUGUAGAACAUCUAUGGUGGUAUCUUUCGGUUCUUGGGGGUACAGCUGUAACUGCCUAUUUUAUCUUUUAUAGAUAUGCGGAUUUACAAGAUUGUGAACCAGAUUCCCAUGGUAAAACAUUUUUGAUCUCGGGUGCAGCAGGUGCAGUUGGCUCAAUGUGUGUGCAGAUUGCAGCUAACGUAUUUAAGGCAAAGAAGAUCAUUGCCAUUGCUGGUGGACCUCAAAAGGUUAAAUUUGUUGAAUCCUUAGCUCCAUCAGUUGUUGUUGGCGUAGACUAUAAGGAUCCAAAAUUCAGUGAAAAUUUAUUGAAGGCAGCUGGUGGAGAAAAUACAGUUGAUUAUUUCAUCGAUAACGUCGGUGGGAAAAUCCUUGAUUUAGGGUGUAGUCUAAUGAAACCCCAAUCUACUAUUAUAGCUUGUGGGUCAAUUAGUGGGUAUAACGAUCCUUCUCAAUUAGUUUUUAAAAACUAUGUUAGUGUCAUUACCAAAAGACUAACCAUAAAGGGUCUCCUAUUAAUGGAUAAUUACGAAAAAUUCCCAGAAGCUUAUGCCCAUUUAACACAAUGGAUUAAAGAUGGUAAAAUCGACAAGGAUACCUCCGCAACCAUUGUAGAUGCUACUAGUGAUAAGUUUAAUAAUGUUCCAGCUAUAUGGGAUGGACUUUUCCACGGUAAGAAUACAGGUAAGUUGAUUACUAAAGUUAAUGAAGAAUGA
Maudiozyma barnettii is the source of this 1110-nucleotide messenger RNA. RefSeq lists its product as uncharacterized. The coding region runs from base 1 to 1110 and encodes 369 amino acids. Lineage: Eukaryota; Fungi; Ascomycota; Saccharomycetes; Saccharomycetales; Saccharomycetaceae. Gene Ontology annotation, molecular function: oxidoreductase activity, acting on the CH-CH group of donors, NAD or NADP as acceptor. The transcript has a single exon. The record is from RefSeq and is a predicted model, not a curated record.